AUGCUGGUGAUGGACGAGGUUCACACAAUGCUCGUGGACACCAGCUAUCGAGACAGUCUUGUUCGCUGCCCAGGCCGGCUGGACCAUCUUUGCCAAGACCCACCUGUCAAGUGUGUGGGCCUGACUGGCACGCUUUGCCCCAAAGAUGAGCGGGCUCUGCUCCAACAGCUGGAUUGCACGGAGGACGCUUCGUACCAGACCUUUCGUAUGCCGACCAUGCGAACCGAUCUUCGGCUAGGGGUGCAACAAGGAACAACAAAGGCACUUGAGAAGUUUGUGAAACACCACUACGACCUGUUGGAGCAAGAGGGCCGCGUGGAUCGCAUGCUGAUUUUUUGUGACACGAAGAAGCAGGUUGAGGCAUUGUCGACUCAAUUGGCACGCACGUUGGGUCACGAGCAGUCGCUGGCCGUGGAUGCUGACAUGUCAGCCGAAGACACACGAGCCGCUCUUGAGCAGUGGAGGAGCGGCACGCAGAGUCUGGUCUUGGUGGCCACAAGCUGCUUGGGCGCGGGCUUGGACAUGCCCAACGUUCGGAAGGUGAUCUGGUUUGGCAGCGGCUACAACGGCUAUACCUUGUCGCAGGCCUUUGGCCGGGCUGGCCGCGACCGACGGGGUGGCGAGGCCACGCUAUGGAUACCACGAGGCACAGCGAUUUCGGAAGAUCUGCAGCCAUUUGCAAGCAUGAAGCGCUGCCUCACCUUUGAGCUUGGUUCGCUGCUGGAUGGUGAGGGCCACAUUUGUGCAGCCGCAGGAGCGCCGGCUUGUAAUGUGUGCUCCAUGAUGCAACCGACCAUCACAGCGCGCCAUCCAAGCCGUGAAGCACAUGGGGCGCCAGUAUCACACGAGGGCCAGACGCGGGCCAAACGAGCACAGUUGAUGGUACCAUCGGCGCCCAUUCAGUCAGACGACUUUAACACGGCUCUGCUAUGGAUGUGCACCUACUGCUGGGCCUGCAGCUGCAGCAGAGACCGCUUGGUUGCUCACCACCAGCCUUCUUGCUGCCCGGCCAUGAAAGGGCGCUGUUUUCGAUGCCACUGCCGCGGCCAUGGUAGUGGCACUUGCCAAGUGAACUUGGGGGCUAGU
Monosiga brevicollis MX1 is the source of this 1086-nucleotide messenger RNA. RefSeq lists its product as uncharacterized. The transcript has a single exon. The annotation marks the transcript as partial. Gene Ontology annotation, cellular component: cytoplasm; nucleus; chromosome. Lineage: Eukaryota; Choanoflagellata; Craspedida; Salpingoecidae. The record is from RefSeq and is a predicted model, not a curated record. Gene Ontology annotation, molecular function: four-way junction helicase activity; 3'-5' DNA helicase activity. Gene Ontology annotation, biological process: double-strand break repair via homologous recombination.